UGCGCUAACUCUGUGCUCUCUAGCUCUCUCCUCAUCUCUCUGAGGCGCAGGAGCAGUAAAGCACUCCAUCUUUAUCCCAAGCCCAGGGAGAACCAGCCGAGACAUUUGAUGGGAACCAUGGGAAUCCCUCAAAUAACCUGCCCCAGAAGGAACCCCUAGCAUGUCUUCAUGAGCCACUCCUGGUUCCAUCUGUUGCCCCAGCCUCUCUCAAUCUGAUUCAGUGUCUAUGGCUCUGAAUGACCGAGAAAAAUAUGGAAAUCUCGUUGGUGUUCAGUAGUAAAACUAUGAAGGGUCUCAAAGGUUAGGAUUCACAGUGAGCUUGCCUCACAUCACACAGACCCCAGCCCAUACUUCAGCAAACUUUGAGAGUGAAAUUGUAGUGCACUACAAAGUCCUCUUUAUUGGAAGACAAAGAUGCCAUGUACUCUGAAGUCUCUGGUUGAUGUGUGAUAUGCUCUAAGGUGUUGUGUACUAAACCAACAAGAACAAUGAAUGGAGGAAAGGACUGUAAGGGAGGGGUCUCAGAGGGGGUGGGGCAUACAGCCCCUGUCCAGGUCCCUAUUGGCUGGCAUCGCAAGGUGGAUCCAACUAAUGGAGUCCUCUACAUCAGUCCCAGUGGCUCGGUGCUGUCCUGUCUAGACCAGGUGAAGAGCUACCUGCUCACAGACGGGACCUGCAAGUGUGGCCUGGAGUGCCCACUCAUCCUCCCAAAGGUGUUUAACUUUGAUCCGGGGGCUGCCGUUAAACAGAGGACGGCAGAGGACGUGAGGGCAGAUGAAGACGUCACCAAGCUGUGUAUCCAUAAGAGAAAGCUGCUGGCUGUGGCCACUCUACACAAAACUAUGGCGCUACCACACCCUGCUCUGACCCUUACCAGUCCUGGUGGAGGUACAAGUUCAACAUCAAUGGCCCCGUCACAUUCCACGAAUCCCCGAGCAAUACGGAAUAAAUCUCACCAGUCACCGCUACCCAACUCUGUGGUUCCCAACUGCAAGAACCCUUUCAAAAUGAUGAUGGCGGCUGCAGCAGGUCACCGGCACUUUCCCCAAGAGCUGGGAGGUCCACCCCAGCAGCUGGAGCUUUACCCUGGUUAUCCCAACAGACAACAGAGACUGAGCGGUGAGCCUGGGCCCAGGUCUUCGUACUGCUCUGGCUAUGGUAGCAUGCUGAGUCCAGGGGGCCCCGGCUCCCAGCUCUAUGGGCCCAGGGACGGGUCACCACUCUCCCCUAGCCUCAGGUCUGAUCCUCUGGGGAGCUCAGAUGGGUUUAGAAACAACCCCUGUGGCUUCCCUGGAGCCACCAGCUCCAGCCCCAUCCACGGGGCCAACAGAACGCCUCUCUCUCCACCAGGGAUGCUCCUCCACAGUUCUCCGACUGGGACCCAGACGUUCUGCGCUAUGGCAGGAAGGACUAGCACACCCCUCUCCCCUACCGCCACUGCCAAAAGCCCAGUCAUGAUGAAGAAGCCUGUGUGUAACUUCCCCAGAUCCCCCAGUAUGGAUAUUUCCAUACGACCACCGUUUCACCUCAAUACACAGCCCAGCGCCCCACACCCUGGCCCCCCGUCUGCCAUACCUCCCUCCUGUACCCUCCAGAAAAAGCAGUUGACCUCUGAAAAGGACCCGUUAGGCAUCCUAGACCCCAUCCCCAGCAAGCCUAGCAUCAGUAUCAGCCAGACAAACUCCAAAACCAACUCCAACUUCCACCCUAGUGUCCACUCCUCUCAGGUACCAAUGAUGAAUGUAAACAUGAACAACCACCCUCCUCCCGCCAUUGUACCCUUGCCAAGCAACCUCCCCCUCCCCACUGUCAAACCCGGCCCAGUGGGCCACAGCCAUGGAGGUCACAUGCAGAGGACUCAACAUCAGACCUCCAUAACCACCUCCAUGUCCCCCUCUCCUGUCACCUCCCCAGUCCACAUGUCAGGCCCUGUCCUGGGCAGCAGGAUGGAGGCCUCUCCCCAGCGCUCUCGCUCCUCCUCCACCUCCUCGGACCAUGGGAGCUUUGCCAUGCCCUCAGGCCCCAGUCAGGGUCCGUGUGGCGGGAUAAAGGCUCCUCCUCGCUCCCCCGGCCCGCCAUGCCCAAACAUGCCUUCCAGCCCCUCCUCUGCCAAGCCUGACUCACACCCACUCCACCAGUACAAAGACCUACCCAGUCAGCUGCUGGUUGAAAUGAGUAACCAGAACGCUAUCAACACCCAGCACAACAACCCCGGCAUGUACCCCCCUGCCACCUCCUCUGGCCCCUCCAUCGCUGCUCCUCACCAGGCCCAGAACCAGAAGGGACAGAACCACCCAGGACUGUUAGGGAUGCCCCUCAACCAGAUCGUGAACCAGCAGAAUGCUGCUUCCUUCCCCGCCAGCAGCCUACUGUCAGCAGCAGCCAAAGCACAGCUAGCAAAUCAAAACAAACACGGUGACAACAGCAGUGAGACUGGCAGUAGAGGUGGAGGCCCAGGUAGGGUUGAUGGUAAUGGUGGUAGUAGUGGAGUUGGGCAUCCCAGUGGCCCUCUCAGUGGCAUAGAGAGGCCCAGUAGCAGCACUUUAAACCCCAUGCUUACCCCUAACCCCACCAUGCCCUCCACUGCGGAAGCAGCAGCAGCAGGGGGCCAGAGCGGUCGGGCUGCCCUCCGGGACAAGCUCAUGGCCCAGCAGAGAGACAGAGGAGACCCCCUGCUCUGGAAGCGCAAGCAGCAGCCGCCAGGCCCACCACCGCCCAACAACCCCCUCAACCACCACGACAGCAUGGUCUUCAACAUGCUCAACAAGUCUCCUAACAUGGGUGGAGGUCCAGGUCCCAGGCUACCACUACCAAGCUCAGCAGAACAACUGAGGAAAGUGGCCCGGCUUGGGGGCCUACAGACCAACACCUCCAUGGCCCAGCUGCUUCAGUCCAUGAGCAACCACAACAACCACCAUAACCAGCACCAAGGCCCUGUAGGCCCCCCAGGACCUGGUCAGAUGCACUACAGCGAUGUGGCUGGGGUCAUGCCUCCUGGAGCCUCCCAGCAGCAGAACCUACUGGCCCAACAGAGGAUGCUAGGCCAAGGGGAGGGUCAAGGUAUGUACUGCCGGAGUAUGGACUCUGGAGGCCCUCAUUCUCACAGCCCUCGGUUCCCAGGGUUGAUGAACCAGAUCCAGGCCAAUUCGUUGGUGAACUGUGGCCCUCUGGGGCCCGGUGGACAAGUGGGCCUUGGCCCAGGGAACAUGCCCCUGAGCCAUCAUCCUAACACUAACCCACCACCACUGUCCCACCCAAGUCAACAUCCACAUCAGCAGCAGCACAGUCACCUUCACGCUGCGCUGGGAAGGACUAGUAUGUCAGGAAUGACACUCGGCAACAAUGAUGGGAGUUGUGGUCCAAUCAUCUCUGAGCCAGGUGAGCCACUGAGAGAAACGCACACUUUGUUCGAUGAUGGCGCUUUGCUCUGUGAUGGUGUGUGAGUUUGAUAAAUCCACCUAGAUGGCCUUUGAGUUGAACGACAGUCUUUAGUCUCUCGUAGAGAGUGUACGUUGAGAGACUGGCCCUCAUGUUUGUAUAAU
Oncorhynchus kisutch (coho salmon) is the source of this 3542-nucleotide messenger RNA. Its product is annotated as methyl-CpG-binding domain protein 5-like. Lineage: Eukaryota; Metazoa; Chordata; Actinopteri; Salmoniformes; Salmonidae. Gene Ontology annotation, molecular function: DNA binding; chromatin binding. The record is from RefSeq and is a predicted model, not a curated record. Gene Ontology annotation, cellular component: chromocenter; nucleus.